AUGCAGUGCAUGUUGUCCUCAGGAAGCAGCGCAGGUGAUCUCACACAAUCUGCUCUGAGAGGAGAUCUGGAGGCCCAGCAGCAGCAGCUGGAGGAGCUGAAGGCUGAUCUUGCAACGACACUGUCUGAGUUUGAGAGUUAUAAGGUGCGAGUCCACAAUGUGCUCAAGCAGCAGAAACACAAGAGCUCAACCCAGAGCGACGGUGACGCUUUCAGAUGCUCUGAGCUUGCUAUCACAUCCAGCUUCAACCCAAACAUCCACCCCACUAUUUCCAAUCUAGCGGUGCUGGAUGAUGAAACUAUCUCUUACUACAUAAGGCAAAGACAGGCUGCUGGUCUGACACAUGAUGACCGGACUCGGUCUAUUCUUGACUCUGAGACGCUUACAGCCACAGCUCGCACACUCGAGGCUGAGCUCACUUCUGUGGUCAUCAUGGAAGAAGAGAGUCCAGCGAGGAGCAUCAAUGGCCUCCAGGACGCAGAGAUUCCCAAACGCAGCGACGUCAAAGUCUACAAGGAGUUCUGUGAUUUCUACGUGCGCUUCAACAUGACGAAUGCGUUAGCCAAUGCCAUCUGUGAGCGCUGUAAGGCCAGCUUCACACCGACGGAGAAGAUGGUGAACUGUAAUGGUGAGCUGUACCAUGAGCAGUGCUUCGUCUGUGCGCAGUGCUUCCAGCAGUUCCUCGAGGGGCUCUUCUAUGAGUUUGAGGACAGAAAAUACUGUGAGCAUGACUUCCAGAUGCUGUUUGCUCCAUGCUGUCACCAGUGUGGCGAGUUCAUCAUUGGCCGUGUAAUAAAGGCCAUGAACAGCAGCUGGCACCCUGACUGUUUCUGCUGCGAUCUGUGCCAGGCAGUACUCACUGAUGUCGGCUUCGUGAAGAAUGCAGGCAGGUCAGUCCAGCCGCUGCUGUACUUCAGCGCAAACAAGGACUUUGUGUGCUCCUUCCCUGUUGAAAAAAAACAGCAUAACACAAAAACCAGUUAA
Molecule: messenger RNA, 984 nt
Organism: Sinocyclocheilus grahami
Lineage: Eukaryota; Metazoa; Chordata; Actinopteri; Cypriniformes; Cyprinidae
Product: LIM domain-containing protein 1-like
Exons: 7
Coding region: 1-984 (327 amino acids)
Biological process (GO): positive regulation of integrin-mediated signaling pathway; cell-cell adhesion; positive regulation of substrate adhesion-dependent cell spreading
Cellular component (GO): focal adhesion; cell-cell junction; cytoplasm
Source: RefSeq, a predicted model, not a curated record